AUGAGCUACGAGCCGCGGCCAGCAGCCCCCGUCCGAUCCUUGUUGCCAAAGAGGAUCGACGUUGCGCAGCUCACUCCCAACAACCUCGGUCAGCUCCGAAAGCUCAACAGCGUUCUCUUUCCCGUGCAGUACUCGGAACGCUUCUACAAGGAUGUUUUGCAUCCCGACGCGGCCGAGAUCUGCAAGCUGGGCCUCUUCAACGACGUGGCAGUAGGCACCAUUUGCUGUCGCAUCGAGCCGGUCUCGAACGACGUGGUCCGGAUUUACAUCAUGACCCUUGGCGUCCUAGCGCCGUAUCGACGUCUUGGCAUCGCGUCGGCAUUGCUGCAGCACGUCCUCGACCACGUCAGCCCAGGCAAGGAGAUUCAGGUCAUCGACAAAGAUGCUCCCCUACCCAAACCAAAGAAGGACAAGAACGGCAAGGAGAUCAAACCCGAACCUGUCAAGAAGAGCGUCAAGGUCGAUUCCAUUUAUCUGCAUGUACAGACCUCCAACGACGAAGCGCGAAGCUUCUACGAAAAGUUCGGCUUUGCCGUGGCAGAGACAAUAGACAACUAUUACCGCAGGAUUCAGCCUGCAAGCGCUUGGGUCUUGCAGCUUCAGUAA
Pseudozyma hubeiensis SY62 is the source of this 606-nucleotide messenger RNA. Its product is annotated as potential peptide N-acetyl transferase. NCBI's taxonomy places the organism in Eukaryota, Fungi, Basidiomycota, Ustilaginomycetes, Ustilaginales, Ustilaginaceae. The transcript has a single exon. Gene Ontology annotation, cellular component: NatA complex. Gene Ontology annotation, molecular function: acyltransferase activity, transferring groups other than amino-acyl groups. Gene Ontology annotation, biological process: mitotic sister chromatid cohesion. The record is from RefSeq and is a predicted model, not a curated record. Bases 1 to 606 code for a protein of 201 amino acids.